Molecule: messenger RNA, 9069 nt
Organism: Sclerotinia sclerotiorum 1980 UF-70
Lineage: Eukaryota; Fungi; Ascomycota; Leotiomycetes; Helotiales; Sclerotiniaceae
Exons: 9
Coding region: 1-9069 (3022 amino acids)
Biological process (GO): secondary metabolite biosynthetic process; fatty acid biosynthetic process
Molecular function (GO): fatty acid synthase activity; oxidoreductase activity
Source: RefSeq, a predicted model, not a curated record
AUGUCACAGUCAAAUAUUCCUAUUGCAAUCAUUGGCCUCGCUUGUCGAUUUCCUGGAGGUAUCCACGACGCUGAAAGUCUUUGGGAAGUUCUCAUCCGAGGACAAAGUACCUGGUCUGAUGUACCCACAGAUCGUUAUAACUGGAGAUCGUUUCACCACCCCACGCGUGGAUCUACCUCCGCUCACUCGUCUCGUGGAGGAUAUUUCUUAAAAUCCAAUGUUGCCGAGUUUGAUGCUGGGUUUUUCGGUAUUUCUGAGCUUGAGGCUGCAGCUAUAGAUCCACAACAGCGUAUUCUUCUGGAAGUAACAUACGAAGCAAUGGAAAAUGCGGGGCUCUCGAUUGACUCGGUUAAAGGUUCUCAUACCGGCGUAUAUGUUGCGACAUUUACACAUGACUAUGAGAAUAUGAUGUAUCAUGACUCAACAUCUCUACCAAAAUAUGGCAUGACUGGUGUUGGGACAGCCAUUGCAUCCAAUCGGAUAUCAUAUUUUUUUGAUCUUAAAGGCCCUUCAAUAUCUUUAGAUACUGGAUGCUCUGGAAGCCUUGUCGCUUUACAUCAAGCAUGCCAGAGCUUACGACUGGGAGAAACAAACACGAGCUUUGUUGGGGGAACCAAUCUCAUUCUUAGUCCUGAUACUAUGUUACCCAUGGAUAAUCUCCAUCUUUUGAACAAUAAUGGCACUUGCUAUCCCUUUGAUAAACGAGGAUCUGGCUACGGACGCGGCGAAGGUGCAGCGUUGAUCAUUCUUAAGCGUCUAGAUGAUGCUUUGAGUGCAGGUGACUCAAUAAGAGCAAUUAUUCGCAACACUGCUAUUGGACAAGAUGGAAAAACAGCCGGAAUUACAUUCCCGAACCAACACGCUCAAGAGUCUUUGAUACGAUCAGCUUACAAAGCCAUAUCAUUAAAUCCUUGCUAUACUGCAUACGUGGAAGCCCAUGGAACUGGCACUAUCGCUGGAGAUAUCACCGAAAUAAACGCCCUUGGCAGAGUAUUUUGCGAGAACAGAGAGCAUGGCGAGCCGCUAUACGUCGGUUCUGUGAAAGGCGCGAUUGGCCAUCUUGAGAGCGUGAGUGGGCUAGCAGGAUUAAUCAAAGUUAUUUUGAUGCUAGAGAAGGGAGUUAUGCCUGCAACGCCAGGAUUUGAGGAGCCUAAGGACGGAUUGAAUCUUCCUAAAUGGAAUAUCAAGAACUCAUUCGGCUAUGGCGGUGCAAAUGCCCAUGCUAUCAUUGAAGCCGAUUUGGUCGAUCAUGUCGGAACUAACGGCACGGUCUUUGUCAACUGCCAUUCAGGCCAUCGAAGUAGAGCCUUGGGGGGGGAUGAGUUGUCUAAAACGCUCACCAGUGAAUUUUUAAAUGGAAAAGUCAACGGAAAAUCGAAAAAAGCCAGUACCAGGGAUCAAACUUACCAGAUUUUUUCACUUGUGGCCAAGACCGAAGGAGCGUUGAGGUUAGUAGCAGACGGCCUGAGGAGUUGGGCAAGCAAAAAUUUCAUUUCAGACCCCCAUUCAGCAGAUAUAGCCUAUACGUUAAUACGGAGAAGUUCCAACAUGCCUUGGCAUUCCAGCUUAGUUGCAUCCGGAGCUGAGCAACUCAUAUCCAAGUUAGAACCAAAAGAACUCAGAUUAAGUCGCGUAUCCAUGGCUAGCAAGGUGGAUAUCUUCUAUAUUUUCACGGGCCAAGGAACACAAUGGCAUGGUAUGGCCAGAGAACUCAUUGAUUCUUCAACAGUGUUUCGUGAUUCCUUGAAUACUUCAGAGACAAUCUUAAAGUCUCUAGGAUCUUCUUGGAGCCUUCUUGAAGAAUUAGGUCGAGAUGAGAAUACCACGAGAAUCGACGAAAGUAUGAUCUCCCAGCCAUCAACGACUGCCAUUCAAAUUGCUUUGGUGCAGCUGCUACGUAGCCUCAAUGUCACGCCUGAUAGAGUCUUGGGACAUUCUAGCGGUGAACUUGCCGCUGCAUAUGCUGCAGGUAUUUUGGAUCAUGAAUCGGUGUUGAAGCUAUCAUAUUAUCGUGGUCUUCUAGGAAAUUAUUGCAAAAGAGUGUUGUGUAAAAAUGGGGCAAUGUUAGUAGUGGCAUUGAGUGGAUAUGAAAUAAUGGCUUACAUUAAACGCAUAAAAACUGGCCGGGUUUCCGUCGCAUGCUUCAAUAGCCCUUCUAGCACUACCAUUUCGGGUGAUGAAGGUGCUAUCAACGAAUUGAGCGGCAUACUCCAGAGAUUUGGUAUAUCCUCCAGAAAGCUCAGAGUCGACACAGCUUAUCACUCUCAUCAUAUGGAAAUAGUUGCCGAAUGGUACCUAAGAAGUAUAGAAGAUAUCCGAUGUUUGGAUCCAAGCACUUCAACAAUCUUCCAUUCUUCGGUAACUGGCAAGAGGAAACAUAGAGACUUUGACGCUACCUACUGGACAGAAAAUCUCGUAUCCAAAGUGCUGUUUACUCAGGCUUUACAAGGUCUAUGUGAACAAGUAGAGUCAGAUAUAGACUCUGAAGGAAUUUCUUCCUCGUGUAUAAUUCUAGAAAUUGGACCAUCUAAUGCCCUCAACUUUUCCAUAAAGCAAACGCUUACAUACAAGCAACUAAAUUCAGCUCGAUACACUUAUAUGUCUACAUUAAAGAAGGGCUGUAACUCACAGCUUACCUUUCUUGAGGUCAUAUCAUACCUUUUCGAUAGUGGGUAUCCUGUGGAUAUUGCUAGCGCUAACAGACUAAAUCAUCUGACCUGUCGAUCCCGGGUUUCUCUUUUAGUGAAUUUGCCCACAUACCCUUGGGAUCAUUCUGCAUCUUAUUGGUACGAGUCGCAAGUAUAUAAGGAACAUCGUUUGCGCAAUCACCCUUAUCAUGAUUUACUGGGUAUUCGAAUACCAGGAAGCCCAAAUAUCCAACCAAAAUGGCGUCACAUUCUCAAUAUCGAAAGUUCACCUUGGCUAAAAGAUCAUGCCGUUGAUGGCAGACUUGUUUUUCCUGGCGCCGGUUAUCUAGCUAUGGCAAUAGAAGCAAAGCGUCAGUUGCUGCUGGACGUUGAGCCUAGAAGAAGUGUUCGCAACUACAUUAUCAAGGAUGUUACCUUUUCAAGAUUUCUCGAAAUUCCUGACCGGACCAAAAGUACUGAAGUCCAAUUGAGCCUUAAUAGUCCCAUCAAUGGUCAAAGUGGCAUUGAAGAAUGGCAAGAAUUUCGAGUUACUUCGACACCGAAUUCCGGUGUUACCACGGAGAAUUGCAAAGGAUUAAUUAGGAUAGAGCUCGCUAACGAUGUUCCUUCACACCGUGAUGUUUCUGAUUUGGGUGACUUUAAGCAAGAAAAAGACCAUGCGGCGAGAGUUGCAGGAGAACGCCUCAUGGAUCUCGAAAAUAACAUGUAUCACAAACUCGACGAGAAGACCUUCUACCAACGGCUCGAGUCGACCGGAAAUUACUGGGGACCAAGCUUUGCAACAAUUACAGACUUCAUGCUUGGAGACUCUGAAGCUACCGGUAAAAUUACUGUACCAAACGUUGCAGAGAUGAUGCCCGGGGGAUUUAUACAACCGCAUGUUAUUCACCCUACUACUUUGGAUGCACUCAUUCACUCAAGUCUACUUUUGUCGACGUCUACACAGUCAUCUGCUUCGGAUGUAAUGUUUCCUAUUUAUAUACGAGAAGUCUUUAUUUCAGCGAAUGUCCUGAACAAUCCCGGACAGCGGCUUUCGUUUGUGACAAAGUUGAAAUCGGCAACCUCAAGCUCUACCUCAUCAGAUGUUUCUGCUUUCCAGGGAACAUCAUCACAAAAGAGAUCAAAGUGUGUGCAAAUUAGGGAAGCUGGAUUUCGAAGGACGGCCGGGUCAGGAUAUAGCUCUGUAGGUUUUGAUCCGUCUUCCUGUUACAACUUAGAGUGGGGAUUGGACCUGGACUAUUCCCAGCCUGAAUUACAUUCGAAAGUCGAAAAACACCAUAAAUAUGUUGUCACACCAGAGAAUAGGCUAAAAAUCUUGAAUGAUCAGGCGUGGUACUAUAUUGAUGCGUGCCUGAAUACAAUCGACGAGAAAGACGUUGAAAGCAAAUAUGCUAUGUACUAUGAAUGGAUGGUACAAUUAAAAAGCUUGAAGAAUAUCUCGCCACGCCUCGAAUACCCGAAAUACUCAGCGGAAGACUUUGGAGGUCUUGGGGAAGAUGCAGAGGCUGUAAGGCGUAUAGGUACGAAUCUGAAGUCAAUUCUAUCCGGCAGGAUAGAUCCGCUACAGCUUCUCCUAGAGCAUGACCUUCUACGACGAAUCUAUGCAAAAGGUUUGGGGGCACGACAAUGCCACCAUUAUCUGAGUACAUAUGCCAAGAAGCUCACAUUCAAAAACCCAAACAUGAAAGUUCUAGAAGUUGGCGCAGGUACGGCGUCGGCUACAAUACCUCUGUUCGAAAAAUUAAGCGAGGAUGGGAAGCUUCCUCUCAGACAAUAUGAUUUUACCGAUAUAUCACCUUGGUUUUUCGAGAAUGCUAGAGCUUUGCUUCAAAGGUGGCAAAGUCAUCUAUGCUUCAAAACAUUCGACUGCAACAAAGACCCUAUGGAACAAAGGUUUGAGCCUGGGACGUAUGAUUUAAUUAUAGCAUACAAUGCUAUUCAUGCUAGCAGAUCCAUUGAUGAGUCGAUAAUAAACUUGAGAAAAUUACUCAGGACAGGUGGUAGACUGAUACUCCUCGAGAUUACUCGGCUCGAGCCAUUUGUCAAUACUAUAUUUGGCUUGCUUCCAGGCUGGUACAUGGAUCGAACGGACGGUAGAAAGGGUGCUCCUGUUUUGUCUACCGAACAAUGGAAUUUUAGACUUCUGCAGGGAGGAUUUAACGGCUGCGAGUUUAUCAAGCAUGACGAAGACGGGCCAAGUAAGACGAUGUCUAUGAUUGUAUCAAAGGCUAUUCCAUUUUCCGAAGAAAAGUCAGCAAUUCCCACCUCAUAUUUAGUUCACGACAAUAGUGGGGCUGUCCGAAGUCUUCUGGGACAGAAGCUUCAGAAGCUUUGUUUUCGGUCUUCAACGCCACAUAUUGCAUCACAGAACACCGAUAAGGAAGCUGUGAGGCUUUCGGGACUUGUCACAGGAUUUGCACGAGGAGUUCGCAGUGAGAAUCAAGCGAUCAACUUUGUCACACUUGAUAUUCAGGGAGAAUCCAUUGACUUUGAUGAACUUGACCAGAAGAUCAAUGAAAUAUUCAACGCGUCAUUUUUUCGAAGAAAUUCUUGUGUCGACACAGAUUACAUAUACAGAGAUGGAAAUAUUUUCAUUCCUCGGUUGAAACCAAACAGAAAAUACCAAAUGGGAUCACUCUCUGAUGUGCCCACCCGAUCAGUACUCUUUCAUCAGACCGAAAAAGUUAUCCAGCCACAACGAUGUAGAUCAAAGUAUGAUGCUACUUUUCAUUUUACUGCAACCAGAUUGCCAAAGGCUAAAUUGAAUCCUGGUAAUACCGAGGUCAAGGUGGAAGCAUGGAGUGUAUCUACAGAAGAUCUCUUGGCUGGUUUUGGCAAUUCACAACCGGAGUCCGAACAUCCCAUCGUUGGUGGAUUUGCUGGAACUGUAAUCGUCGUUGGCAACCAAAGUUGUUGGAAAGUAGGGGACCAAAUAUGCGGUUGGUCGAAAACUGUUUUCGCAAACAGCGUCAGAAUAAAUGCCGAUGACGUGUGUCGCUAUCCCAAGUCGAUGUCUUUAGGUGAAGCUGCAUCUAUACCGACUACAUUUAUGAUGGCCUUUUAUGCUUUGGUCGAAAUUGCAAGAAUGAGAGAGGGGCAGAUCGUUGUAAUUCAUCAUGCGGAUUCCCCUGUUGGGCAUGCUGCUAUCCAGGUUGCGAGAUAUAUCGGAGCAAAUAUAAUAGCGGUUAUCACCAAACCAGAACAUCGCCAGUCUCUCAUCGAUAAAUAUGAAUUAUCUAACGAUACAAUCAUCUUCCCGCAUGGUGUUUCAACAUACGAGUUGGCUGUCUUGCGCCUCGCAGGUAUUGAAGGUCCUCAAGUUAUUCUUCAUUCAAGCACGGAAGACAUACAAUUCAUUGAGGAGAGCAUAGCCUGCUUGGCUCGCUUCGGUACUUUUGUUAAAAUCGGAAGCUCUAACAUAUCUUCGAGAAUAUCAACCAGCUCGGAUAUAUUCAGGAAAGGAAUCUCUCUCAUUUCGCUAGAUCUAGCCGCAAUAUCCGAGCUACAGCCCCAAAGAAUGUCGGAGCUCAUGAGGCAUAUUAAAUUGAUGUUCCAAAAGCAUAAUCCACGGUCAAUUAGACCAGUUCUUACUAUGAAUAUUGGAGACCUUGACGGUGCCGUCAAUCGUAUCGAACAAGAGGAUCUUGCUGGCCAAAUUGUUUUAGAAGCCGGUGAUAAUGCGACGGUGAAUCUAGCUCUAAUUCCCGCUCCAUUAAUCUUCGACGACGACGCCACAUAUUUCGUCGUUGGGAACUCGACUAUCUUGACUGUGGAUAUGUACAAGUUCUUUUUGUCACAUGGAGCAAGGAAUGUCUUGAUACUUUUCACAGGACCUUGGGAGGAAAAGACCAAAAUCGAGAAGUGGCUGGCGCAUGAAGAAAGCAAUAUCAGAAUUGUCUCAUCGAUUGACGACAUUUCGACUCAAUUACACGAUGCUCCUCCUAUUAGAGGCAUGAUAUGGACUGAGUUAUUUUCGACAGUUCAUCCAGCCACCGCAGACGGUACAGCAGCUUAUGUUCAGAGUGACUUCAACUAUGUCGAUGCCUUAAUGACAUAUAUAAACCCGAAUAUCCUAGAUUUCCUCGUCAUGAUCUCCUAUUAUCAUUCCGAACUCGCAGAGUUAUCCGUCGGUCGUAGUUCUUAUUCUUGUCGGGAAAUGUUUGAGAUUUUGGAGUCUGAAAUGGCUUCAAAUAAUGACAACGGACACUAUUCUCACAUUGUUACUGGACUUCGAGAAUCCAAAUUGAGUGGAUCACGCAAAAUUCCGCUGCAUUCUCCUUUAAUAAAAUAUCUACCCGAAAUUUGGAAGCAAGAAGAACCUUCUCCUAAUGCACCUCUUGACAAAUCUACCUCUGAAACCACAGAUGACAACCUGGAAGAUUCUAAGACCGAAGCACAAGCGCACAGGAUUGUGAAGCUAGCAGUACAAAAGAAGAUUGCUUCUAUGAUGGCCGUGCAUUAUGAACUAAUUGAUGUGAAAAUGGCUAUUGAAGAUUUUGGCUUGGAUUCACUAAUUAUAUUCACGUUCAGGAAUUGGAUUUUCCAAAAUUUCCGUGCUAAUUUGGAUGUGGGAGCUAUUACUAGUGCCUCGAAUAUUGACGAUCUUGCAUCUAGGAUACUAUCGGUUAAAGAUAUCCCUAGAAAGGGGCAAUCUGCUCAACAUAAGCACGCUUUUGAACCAACCAGUCCAUCAAGGUUCCAUGCAAUAUCUCAUACAAACUUGUUACCGAAGCAGCCGCUACCCGCGUUAGAAGAUACUCUUCGACACUAUAUAAAUGCUGCUCGUCCAUUCUGUUCCAACGAGGAACUAGAAAGGACCAAGCAGUUGGCAGAAGAGCUCAAGAUUGUUGGCGGCCAAGGACAAAUGUUACAAGCUCGUUUGCUUGAGCGAAAGAACGAUCCCACAAUCGAAAAUUGGUUAUCAGAUAUUUAUCUAACUCGAAGAUUUCUACGUCAACGCGCAUCUUUGGUGGCAACUCAAAGUUACUUUGGCACGCAUCCAAACGGUCGUGGUCUUCAUACCCAAGCGGAGCGAGCAGCAAUUGUUACUUUGGCCGCUCUUAAGUUCAAGCAACGUUAUGAAAGUGAAUCUUUACCGAAACGAGAAUUAUACGGGCAAUCGAUCGAUACAUACGCAUAUCGAUAUCUUUUCAACGUUUGUCGGGAGCCACACCCAAACGAAGAUAUUAUUCGCGAGUACCCAAGUGAGAACUACAUUGUCGUCUUCAAUAAUGGUCAUGGAUAUAAGAUCGGCCUUACCAAAGAUGACGAAGCUAUCACAUUCUCUGCUUUGAAAACGACCUUUGAGGAGAUCAUCUAUGAACCAAUAGAACCGAAAUCAUGGGUAGGAAUCUUGACUGCUGAUAAUCGGGACGAUUGGGCUAAGGCCAGGAAUGCGCUACUAGAAGCAGACGAAAGCAAUAAAGUAUCGAUAAAAACCAUUGAAGCAGCGGCAUUCAUCGUUUGUCUCGAUGAUGGAACACCAGAGACCCCCUCACAACGAUUCUCCCAAUUUCUCUUUGGGGAUGGCUCAAACAGAUGGUAUGACAAAUCACUACAAUUUGUCGUCUGUAAGAACGGUGUCUCGGCUUCUGUUUGUGAGCAUUCAAUAUUAGAUGGUAUAACAAUAGAAGUGCUCCAUGAAUUCAUAAACGAGGCAAUCAUUUCGCACAAACCCUCCCCGAACACCACACCCCGGAAUCCCAAUACACCAGAAAUCCUGCCUCUAAUACUUAAUCCCAACCUCGAGACUCGCACCCAACACAUCCUCCAAAACCUCUCACGACAAACCUCCAAAUACACAUUCACGCACUUCGAAACCCACAAACUCCAACAAAAAUUCCUUUCCGAAAAAGGACUCCCCACGCAGUCCAGCAUCCAGCUCGCAAUCCAACUCGCAAUCCAGCGCUUCUUCAACUAUAUCCCCAAUGCCAUCGAAACCGUCUCGCUCGCCCAAUUCCGCCAAGGACGCGUCGAAGUCCACCACAUAAUCACACCCCUAAUGGCACAAUUCCUCGCAACCAACAAACAAACCCUCAACAUCCAUUCGCGAGAAUUACUCUACGAAGCCGCAAAGGAACACGCGAAAUCGCUUACGCGUGCGAGCAAGGGACGAGGAUUUAGUCGACACUUGUUAGCGCUCGAAUGGAUGAUUAAGGAAGGGGAAGAAACACCUGCGUUUUUCCAGGAUGCGGUGUAUGCGAGGAUGAAACCGGAACGGGCGGUCACGAGUUGUUUUAAUACUGGGUGGUUAGAGGGUGGAUUCGUGUAUCCGUUUCCGGGGAGUAUUUUGGUUUAUUUUGAGGUGAAGAGGGAAUCGGUUUCAUUUUCUAUCUUCGGUAAUGAUGCGGAUGUGGAGAGGUUUAGGGAACUUCUUGAGGUUGCUGGAGGUCAGAUACGGAGUUUGCUUGAUGAUUAUUGA